AAGCAUUUAAACCUUUUAAUUUAAAUGUAUAUCUUUUGGAUAAAAAUUCUGAGACUACCCCUUCACCUGCACACGAGCUCAAGCUUGUUCAAGCAGGGUUUGGCAAAAGGACAAUCUCAAUUACAAUGGACAUAACACAUUCAGAGCUUUCCAGCAUACUGUAUGAAGCAUUCCCGAAAAUGGAGGGUCUGAGUGGAGGAUGGAUGCUUUAUAAGGCUACUGGGGGGAGUGGUACAAGACGGCUGAAUGUUAUUCCUCCAGACUCGGAAGGUUACACUGGAUCCCAGAUUAAAUCUGCCUCCGCAUCUGGAAAGACAAUGCUGUAUGUAGUUCCUCUACAAGAGGAGCUGGACCUUAAUCCUCUCCCUAAUGAUGCCAGAGAAUUCAAAAAAAUGCCAAAGGCUACUUGCCAAAUGUGCAACAAAAGCAUGCCCCUGCAAGUGUUGGCUCUCCACAUUCAGGUUUGCAAGUCAAGUGAUUCCGCAUCCUCAAUUGAAGAGACAGAAGUUCAGUUCGUCUCAGAAAGCAAUUUGGAUGAGAUAACACAAGAAAAUUUUCCAUCUGAGUCUGUUUUACCAUGCCCAAUAUGUCAACUGAAGUUUCCUGUGGACAGUCUUGAACUACAUGCCAGCCUGUGUGGAGAACAAAAUCUUUUGGAGUCUCCAGAUCACAGUUCUUUUAUGCGCAAUGAUGAUUCUGGUAUUGCUGAUGAUACAACAGGCAAUUCAAGCUCUCCACAAGUAUUAUGUCUAGAUGAUCUUCUGGAGCUGCUUGCUGGCCGAGUUAAUGCAGAAAAUCAAUUCCGCAUUUGUGUUUCACGGGACAAUCUCCUAGAGAGGGGGCUCAAGCAGUGGCAAAGACAAAAAAAAGGAAACCCAGCCAACCAGCUAAAAAUAACCUUUAUUGGGGAAGCUGGAGUCGACUCUGGUGCUUUAAGAAAGGAGUUUCUUACAGAAAUGAUCAGUGGCAUUGAAAAACGCCUCUUCUUGGGUCAGAGAGCAAAGAGUCCACAGUACUCCAACAGUGACCUUGACAAUGGUCUCUUCAGGACUGCUGGCGAGAUCUUUGCUGUCAGUCUAGCUCAAGGUGGCCCAGCCCCAUGUUUUAUGAGGGAGUGGUGCUACUUUUACCUCACCACUGGGGAAGUUGAUGUCAGCAGAAUUUGCAAGGAUGAUGUAGAUGAUGUUGAAUACUCCCUAUUGAUCACAAAGGUUGAAGAGGCAACUGAUCUGACUGAAUUUACAGAUGAAAUUAUCAGCUGUGGAUACACAGGAGCACUCAACAUAGAACAAAAAGAUGCCGUAAUUAGAGCAAUUGUUCUCCAUGCAACAUUUCGAGUUAUACCAAUGCUUGGAGACUUGCGCAAAGGCCUUCAGCUGUAUGGAUUGCUGGACAUACUCAAGGAGCAUCCAAGUCUUUGCAAGAGUCUGUUUGUUCCUGGGCAGGAAUGUACACCAGAUGCAGACUAUAUUCUCAGCAAUGUUGCUCCUGAAAUGAGUGAGAGAGGAACUUCAAGGGCUUCGGUAGAGAGUAAAAUCAUAAACUACUUUCAGGACUUCCUUCAAGAAAUUGAAUGUGGAGAGAGUGCUGAAGAUGCAGCAGAAGUGGAAACUGAGCCAUCCUACCUCACUGUCCCUAGAGUCAUGCAAUGGAUUACAGGCCAGGGACAUAAGCCACUACUGAUUUCGGAACAGAAGGCUUUUCAGAUAGUUUUCAAAUUUGAUCAUGACUGUAAAGUCAGAAUGCCACAGCACACCAUAUGCUUCCCAAUAGUGAGUGCUUGCACUAAUACGGUUACCUUUCCAGUAGCACACAUGACAACAUACGAAGACUUUUAAAUUCAUCAUUGUACAAGCCAUAAAAUCAGGGGGAGCAUUUAGCAGGGUUUAAAUAUCACCCACAAUAUAGUGCUGGAUUUGAGUUAAUCUCUUAAACCAUAGCUUUAAGUGUUACAGUUGGUUAACAUAUUUCCUACAUCAACUGGUGGAUGUCUGCAGUACUUUUAGACCUACAUUAAGAUACUUAAGUUGCACAUUCUUUUCUGAAAUGAGUCUGGUUUCUGUAGUUUAUAUCUGAUUUAAGAUAUAUAACUUGCAUCUGCAGUUCAAAUCAAGCCGCUCUGUUGUAGAGCUUUCCUUAACUGAUUUUAUAUCUGAUUUAAGGUACUGAUGUUGCAUUUCAUUUAUAAGUUCAUGUUUUCCAAGAGAGCCUUGGUGUAGAGGUUUGCAACUACAGUAGGUAUUUGACAAUGUUGAUUACAAUAAUAAUAAAAAAAACUUUUAAAAGGAAUUG
Carassius auratus (goldfish) is the source of this 2292-nucleotide messenger RNA. RefSeq lists its product as uncharacterized. Gene Ontology annotation, molecular function: ubiquitin-protein transferase activity. Bases 126 to 1838 code for a protein of 570 amino acids. The transcript is spliced from 13 exons. The record is from RefSeq and is a predicted model, not a curated record. Lineage: Eukaryota; Metazoa; Chordata; Actinopteri; Cypriniformes; Cyprinidae.